Aspergillus mulundensis is the source of this 1332-nucleotide messenger RNA. Its product is annotated as phosphatase PAP2 family protein. The coding region runs from base 1 to 1332 and encodes 443 amino acids. The transcript has 3 exons. NCBI's taxonomy places the organism in Eukaryota, Fungi, Ascomycota, Eurotiomycetes, Eurotiales, Aspergillaceae. Gene Ontology annotation, biological process: inositol phosphoceramide metabolic process; sphingolipid biosynthetic process. Gene Ontology annotation, cellular component: inositol phosphoceramide synthase complex. Gene Ontology annotation, molecular function: inositol phosphoceramide synthase activity. The record is from RefSeq and is a predicted model, not a curated record.
AUGGGCGCCGGCGCUAUCCUGGAACCUUUGGUGGUUAUUGUCUUGCUUUUCGGUGGCACCUGGAUCAACCGCUCAGCUGGCUCAUUUCCUCCCUCGCGUCGUGCUCGCCGCAAAUCCACUGACCACUAUCGUGGUGCUUCGCCGGACUCUAUCGAGUCGGGCCUUUCCUCACCCACGCCCAAGGAUGGUCUUCUGAAAGACCGACCUUUAUCUCCGUCAAGCUCUCACUUUGGACUCGAGACCUGGCGCAAGCGACGCGUCGGGCUACUUCUGUGGACUGCUGAGGUCACUUCCCCGAACACUGCUAUUUUCCAAGAUCGUCUGCUCAGCCGUCUGUUACGCAAACUUCCUUUUCUGGCCGAAUGUUGGUAUUGGGCUUUGGUCUACUGGACGUAUCAACUAGGCAGAGCGUUUACGGCCGUAACCCUACAAGAAGGAACCGUCGAUGUCGCGAGGAAACAUGCGCUCAAACUUAUCGAGAUCGAACAAGCCCUCGGGUUGUUCUGGGAGGUUCCGAUCCAGCAGUUCUUCCUGGGGCACCCAUUGCUCAUGAAAUGGACCAAUUGGAUCUACUCGUUUAUCCAUAUCCCCGGAACGAUAGCAUUUCUAGUUUGGUUAUAUUACUACACUAUCACGAGAAACCGAUUUGACGAAUCUCAGCCUGGGAAGCCUAGAGGGACGACGAGCGGCUCGCCUGCUGGACCACUUCUCUAUCAAGCUCGUCGACGGACAUUAGCAGUGUGCAACCUCCUUGCAUUUGUUGUUUUCACCCUGUGGCCUUGUAUGCCGCCUCGCCUGCUGAGCGACGAGGACGUACAAGGGCCGGAAGGAAAGUUGGCGCGCAGUUAUGGCUUCGUGGAUACCGUGCAUGGAGCGGAAGGCGCUGGCAGUGUGUGGACUGAGAACAGGUUUUGCAAUCAAUACGCUGCAAUGCCCUCGUUGCAUUUCGGAUAUUCUCUUAUGAUUGGACUCACUAUCAUGACAAUUCCCCUGCCCGCCCACCAGCGCGUCUCGACGCGAGUUCGCAUCGGCCCGUUUGGUGUUCAUAUUCCGUCCCGACAACGUUUGGCCUGUCUAUUCCUCGGGUUCGCAUACCCGUUCAUCAUUCUCGCUGCCAUUGUAGCAACUGCGAACCACUUCAUCCUAGAUGCCGUUGCUGGUGCUAUAGUGUGUACUUUGGGCUGGAAGUUCAAUGGGAUUCUAUUGAAUUUGAUACCCGUGGAAGACUAUUUCCUUUGGGUGGUCCGGAUACACAAGCCUGAGCCAGCAGAGAUGGUAGGACCGCUGGAUAUUGAGGGAUGGAUGGAUGACUGUGAGGCUGAGACCGCUUGA